AACACACCGUUCAAAAGAGCACCUUAUUCUAGUUAGGUAGUGUUCACUAUUCAUCACCAUUUUUCCUCUCGCUUUCCCUUGCAAGUCACCCAUAAAAAUUGAAGAGCUAAAAGAAGUUCGUUUUUUGCUGCUCUUCAUAGUUCCGACCCAUCAUCAUUGCUUAUUGAAACUUGUCCUUUUUUAUUGGUAUUUUUUGUCUUGGUUUAAAAAAUCAUUGCUUUAGUUUAUGGGGAUCUUUGUGUAACUAUUCAUUCAUUUCUUAAGUUUUUUGUUUUUCGAUUUCUUCAAGGUCGAUCGUGUACUAUACUACUACUUAGUUCACAAAGAUCUUAGCUUGGAUUCUGGGAUUGUUUUGCUUUCGGAUAUAAGUGAGAGAAAACAUUCUAUUUCUUUUUUUAAUAAUUUCAGGUGAGAUUCAGGUACUUGAAACUCUCCAAAUUGAGUUUUGACAUUUUGGGUUUCAAUUAUCCAAAAAUUUGACUUAUCUAGCAAGAUUUCACUUAUAAAUUUGACAAUUUGACUUUUGGGUUUUACAUUUAUUUUCAUUGGGAUCUAGCUUGUGUUGCCAAGUGAAUCUAAGCUUUGGGUUCUCAGAAUCUUAACCAAAAAUUUUGAGCCUUUUCUUCUUCCCUGUUUCAGCAAGCUCCAAAUCGACCUGAUUUAGCUCAAUUUUGUAGAUUUUAGAGUAUCCUUCACCUGGGUUUGCGAUCUAGUUAGCUGGAUUGCUGUUGCUUUUCUUUGAUUUGUAAUUUCCUACCAUCCAAUUAAAGUAAAAAAAGAAAAAAGAAAAAAGAAAAUUCUGCAGCUGAUAAUCUGGCCAGUAGAAACACUCUUUUUUGAUAGCAAACAUAUAUACAUAUAAAGCUUAGUUUUUCUUCUUAUCGAUUCUUGCUGUGCAAUUGGCAAUGAUGGGAGGAAAAAUUAGCAAGAAAACUUCUGGUGAUGCUCCACCACCACCACCGCCACCACCGCCACCAGCAGAAGCAGCAGCACCAGCACAACUCCUCCAAAUAAAUGCUGAUGCCACUUUCAAUGUUGAUCUUAGCUCUUAUGAGGCGGCGUGUAUGCUUGAUCCAACCUUGCAGUCCUUUGAUGCUACUAUCCAAGCGCACACCAACAGGGUCAUCAGCUCGCUUGCCACUGGGGUCGAGGUACGGUCCCUAUCUUUUGAUGCACUCAGAGAAGUCACAAAUAGUCUGCUAGAAAUGAACCAGGACGUGGUUAAAGUCAUUCUAGACUGUCAGAAAGAUGUGUGGAAAAAUCGAGAAAUGUUCUCAUUGGUGGAGAUUUACUUUGACAACAGUCAAAAAACAUUGGAGUUCUGUACAGCCCUUGAGAACUGCCUGAAGCGCACACGUGAUAACCAGUUGAUGAUGAUUCAACUUGCGGUUAGUCAUUUUGAGGAAGAAGUAGGAGAUGGGGUUGAUGGGGAGAAGUAUGUGAAGACAUUGCAAGAGUUAAGGAAAUUUAAGGCGGCCGGGGACCCUUUUACAGAAGGGUUUUUUGAGCUGUUUCAAUCGGUUUAUAAUCAGCAUCUUUCAAUGUUUUCCAAGUUGCAGCAGAGGAAGGGAACGUUAGAUAAGAAAUUGAAAUCUGUGAAGACGUGGAGAAGAGUGUCGAAUGUCAUUUUUGUUUCUGCCUUUGUGUCUGUGUUGAUAUUCUCUGUGGUGGCAGCGGCCAUGGCUGCUCCGCCUGUUGUAACAGCUUUGGCAGCUGCAUUGGCUGUUCCAAUGGGCCCAGUGGGAAAAUGGUGUAACUCACUUUGGAAGCGCUAUGAGACUGCACUGAAAGGACAAAGGGAGGUAAUCAGCACAAUGCAUGUUGGCACUUUUAUUACAAUGAAGGACUUGGAAAGCAUUCGAGUACUUGUCAGCAAAGUGGAAAUUAAGGUUGAGUCACUGAUGCAGAAUGUUGAUUUUGCUCUUAGAGAAGAGGAGGCGGUGAAGCUUGCAAUGGAUGAGAUCAAAAAGAAGCUGGAAGAGUUUAUGGAUGCCAUUCAGAAGUUAAGUCAGCAUGGUGAUAAGUGUAGCCAGGAAAUAACAAGGGCAAGGACGGUGCUUUUACGGAAGAUAAUGAAAACUCCAAACAACUGAAGAACACAUUGGUGGAAUUUGAUCUCAAGUCCCUUGUUUGAUGACAACAUACUUUAUCAGUUAAGCCAAUUGACACCUACAAUUGCCCUUUUUAUUUUCCUGAUUGUCUUUAAUGUUUUUGAUAUGAUAUAUUAGCUUGUUUGAAUUUCUCUUAAGUAUGAUCAGAGGAGAGAGAUUAAUGCACUGAUAAGAAAGAGUGAGUUGAUUCAAGUUGAGAGAACAAGAAAAAGUAAGGGAAGACCAAAUAUAACAUUUGUAAAUGUGUUUAAAAAGUACAUAUCAAUUAAGGAAGUGACAGAGACUACGAUUUUGGAUAGAAUAGAAUGGAAAAAAAUAAUACAUAUAACCGACCUUGAUUAAUUUAUUAAGGAUCCAUAGCAGAAAUCAAAAGUUAAUUGAGGAUCCAUAGCUUUGUUAUGAAUUUCUCUUAGCCCUUCUCUUACCAAAUUUCCCUUGGCUAAUGAGGCUAAUGACCGUUGCCUUUUCUCUUAAGGGGCAAUUAAAAAUAAGUUCAUCCUCUACUAGAUUUGUUUUUGUUGGUGUACCAUGCAUAUCACAUUUAGUACAUGUUGAUAUCCUAGAUUGUUUGAAAUCAUGGAACAUUAAUUGACCUUGAUUUUAGUCCAACCUAGGGAUUCUCCUAAGUCAAUUUAGUUCCAAUAUAUACCCUAUAUAGAGAUCACUGUAAAACAACAAUUUUGAAUAGUAAAAAUGUAGCUGCUAAGGGCUUUUUAUUGCAGAUGCAGGCUGUUGGGCAAAACCACGUAAUACUCCUUGUUUCCUCUCUUGCCUUUUCUCUCUCUAUAUCUUUUAUUUUCUUCGUAUUGUUUUAAUAGUUUUUGUUGAACACAUAGAGAGAGACCGAGAAAGAGUUUAGUGAUUUCUUAACACCAUUAAUUUGGAUUGAAUUAGUAUUAAGCAUAUAAGUUUGUAUUUUGUGAAUGAUGUAUGAGUGUUGUACUUAUGGCCCAUGAAAUGAGCAUAGUUGUAAUAUUCUUAUAACCUGUAGUAGAAAUUGGUUAGGCAGUGACUAAUCUAGAGUCUAGUGACUGUUUUGCAUUCAUUCCUUGGGUAUCUCUUUAUGGUACUGAAGCUCUAGGUUCUUUUCUUAGUGGAUUCUCAUGGUUCCACUUGAUCCAGCCCUUAAGCUUCCUUCCUUUCCUUUUCGUCUUCAGCUGCUACUCCUUUUUUGUUCAUCAAUAUUGAGAGUUAUGUUCGCAUUGAAUCCACUUAUUCAACCUAUCUUGUUUGAAAAUCCCUUGUUAUUCCGGUUUUGAAGAGCUUUAAGCUUAAUGGUGAUAUUAGUGGCCAAUUCAUUUGCCCUUCUCCUUGUUGGAAAACCUUCAGCCGAAAAGAGUUUUAAAUCUAGAAUAUUUUCUUUGGAUGCAGUAAGACAUACAGUUGUCUCCUGGUUAAAUACUACUACUCUGUAGAUAUUUUAGAAGGUGUUCUUGGUACUGACUCUUUACUGCUUGCUCCCAGUACUUGCCUUGCUAUUGAGAAGCUUUUUAUGGACUAAGUGGCUUCUUGUCAACCAAAUUAAACUUCAGUUUGAAACAUUGACAAAGGAGGUGCUUUCUAAGUUUUCUUUUCUUCCAAAAAUUGUAAAAUGUUAGUGUUUCUCUGAGAACCAUUAGACACCUAGUCCCAAAAUCUGAUUUGGCAUUAUGUCUUUUUGAUUUAUUAUCUGAACACGAGCUUUGCCAGUUGCUGUGACUACCAGAGACCAACUUCCAACUUCUGAUGAUUUGCGUCCACCACUUCUCAAUCAAGAAAUUUAUCUUCAGCAGUUUCAUCCUAAGGUUGCUUUAGAUAAUUCCACUGCUUUUAUCUCUGCUACCACUCGCAUGCCUAACUAGGGUCAUCAAAACUCAAACUCUAGUGGACAUUAUGGUCUUAGUUCCAGUUUAUGUAUUAAAUUAUUAAUGAAAUUUUUUACCUCUUUGCAAUCUUUGAGCUUUACAAAC
Molecule: messenger RNA, 4060 nt
Organism: Quercus lobata
Lineage: Eukaryota; Viridiplantae; Streptophyta; Magnoliopsida; Fagales; Fagaceae
Product: UPF0496 protein At4g34320-like
Exons: 2
Coding region: 906-2093 (395 amino acids)
Source: RefSeq, a predicted model, not a curated record